This is a messenger RNA of Daucus carota subsp. sativus, 2722 nucleotides long. RefSeq lists its product as uncharacterized. Bases 144 to 2561 code for a protein of 805 amino acids. Lineage: Eukaryota; Viridiplantae; Streptophyta; Magnoliopsida; Apiales; Apiaceae. Gene Ontology annotation, cellular component: plasma membrane. The transcript has 3 exons. The record is from RefSeq and is a predicted model, not a curated record.
ACCUAUAGCUAGAAGUUCCACACAGAAAAUACUUGUACAAAUAUACCUAAACAUCUCUAAGUUGGGUAUAUAAAUAGAGCACCAGCUUUGUGCAUUUCUCUCAUUCUAGUCCACCACAAUUCUCUGUACUCUGCUGCUGAGCCAUGGACAGAGAACAGAUGAUGUGGCGAAUGCGGCUCGAGUCCGCGGUCCGGACCGCCGUGGCGUGCACCAUAGUAGGCUGCAGCACCCUCUAUGGUCCCUCACAUCUCCGGAGCCACGUCACAUUUCCCGCGUUUUCUUAUGUCACCGCGAUACUUAUUUUGUCUGAUGCCACGUUAGGGGACUCUUUGAGGGGGUCAUGGCAUGCCUUGUGUGCCACGGUUCAGGUGGUCCCGGUUUCCAUUUUGAGUCUGUGGAUUAUUGGACCGGCUAGUGCUGCUCUGGCAGUCGCGGUGAUGGCCUUUCUCAUCGCGGUGCCAGAGAGGACUAACAUUUUGUCUAAGAGGAUCGCGUUUGGCCAGGUUGUGAUUGUUUAUGUUGGCGCUGUGGUUUAUGGUAGCGCGGCUGGAGCUGUGAUCCACCCUUUGCAUGUGGCCUCAAGUACUGCACUUGGUGCUCUGGCUUCUGUCGUUGCCGCGCUCCUGCCAUUCCCCCGCCUAGCCAGCAAUGAGGUAAAGAAGCUACUUCAGCUGUAUACUCAAAAUGCUUCUGCAAGGACAAGCCUUUUUAUCAAAGCAUUCUUAAGCCAGGACAAGCAGUCAGCAACCGAAGCUAUAUCCCAAUCUAAGCCCUUUAAUGAAACUGGUGACAAGCUUCUUCAGAGCAUAAAACUCAUUCAGGAGGGUUUGUCAUGGGAGAGUCCGCUUAGAAACUUGAGACACCAGCUCAUGGAUCCUAGAGAUCAGAUGCAGGACAUAGAGACGGCGAUAAGUGGGAUGGAGAUGGCUUUAGUUUCUUGCCCCUCGUUCCCGGUGAGCUUCAUAGAUCAAGAGCUUAACGCAAGCUUACGAGGGAUGGAUAUACAACUUGGACUAAAGCUCGGGGAAGCUCAGCCUGCACAGGGCCUUUUUCCUUCAGAAACUAUCACCACUCCACAUACAAAGAAUGAAUAUUUUGACAAAGCCAUCCAGUCCCUUGCCAAAUUCUAUCCUACACAAAAAGAUCUACCUACUAUAUUCCAAUUAUUUUGCAUAGGAUUCUUAUCUGAUUCGAUGAGAUCCAAAUCUUCAGAAUCUGCUUCAGACGAUAAUCAGAAACUUCACGAAGAAGAAUUGACAACUUCCCCUGAACAACCUAAAAGUUCUGGCAUUUCAAAAAUGCUCCCCAGUACCAAAGGACUGUUAUUUGCAUUCAAGUGUUCCCUUUCUUUAGGUCUGGCUGUGUUUUUUGGUACAAUUUUCAGCAAGGAAAAUGGUUACUGGUCUGGACUCACAAUUGCCAUCAGUUUUGCCACUGGAAGGCAGCCAAUAUUCACAGUAGCCAAUGCUCGGGCACAGGGGACAGCAAUGGGCUCAGCUUAUGGUGUUGUGGGUUGUUUUCUUUUCCACAAGUUAAUGGAGUUGCGAUUCCUGACGCUUCUACCUUGGAUCAUAUUUGCCAGUUUUCUUAAAAACAGCCGAAUGUAUGGCCAAGCUGGUGGUAUUUCUGCUGUUAUAGGAGCCCUACUAAUCCUAGGCAGAAAGAACUACGGACGUCCAGAUGAAUUUGCCAUAACUAGACUCACAGAGGCAUUUAUUGGACUAUCAUGUUUAAUCAUGGUAGAGUUCGUCCUUCAACGAGCAAGAGCAGCAACUCUUGCAAGAAACCAACUCUCCGCGAGCUUGAAGGCACUUGAAGAGUGCAUACAGCAUAUUGUUUUUCCUUCCCACCAGAAAGACAAGCCUGAUUCAAUGCCACUUCAGGAGCUGAAGGCAAAGCAAAGAAUGCUAAAAUCACAUGUCAGUGACCUUGAAGAACUGAAAAAAGAUGCUGAGAUGGAGCCCAAUUUCUUUUAUUUGCCUUUCCGUGUUGCAUGCUAUGACAGGCUCCAAGGGUCAUUAUCAAAGAUGGUCAUUCUAUUGCAGAUAGUAGCCAGCGUAUUAGAAAACCUUCAACUCGUAUCAGAAAAAGCUGGUGAUGGAUGCAAGGAGAUUCAAGAGCUCAUGAUCAGUGAUCUACAACUUUUUAAGGCAGACAUAAGCACUUCCUUAAAAUGUUAUGAAAAAAUCACCAAGAUCAAGUCACUUGCAUGUUUUGAGAAAGGUCGACAAGAGGGUAAAAUAUUUCAUGACCUCGAGGCAGGGGAAGUGUCAAGUGUGCAUAGUUCAACAAAAUGUGGUGACGUGGCUGAAAAUAUAUUGAACUCUUAUGUUGAACACUCAAUGCAGCUGGCUGAGAAAGUCUGCAACAGUGAAUGCGAGGACUUUGUCAAGGGAAAAAUUGUUCUGUUUUUGGGUUCUUUAGGUUUCUGCUUGAAGAGUGUGAUGAAGGAAACAACAGAGAUUGAGAACGGAAUAAAGGAACUGAUUAGGUGGGAAAAUCCUUCAAGACACAUAAACUUCUAUGAAAUUUUCAGUAAAAUAGACGCGGCAUGUCCAUAAUGACUUAGCUUAAUUCACUGUUAGAGUGAAAUAGUAGGUUAUGAUUAUGAAAGCAAUAUUGUAAAAUAAAUUAAGGAGCUAACAACCUAGUAUUGGAUAUAUGUAUACUGUAUACAUGUAACUAUGGAACCAUUUAUAUAUAGAUAGAGUUAUUCGAGGCA